UGUUGCACUACCUGAUAAGUUUGUUUACAGAAUUUUUUAAAAACAUAAAUUGAAAUAUUUAAAAAUAAUUAUUUUAAAUUAAAUUAAGGAGUUGAGUAGCAUCAAAAUUAGAGUAGUGGAUUAGUUGAGAAGUUUUAGGGCAGUGGGAAAAAUUUGCAGUCUCCGAAAAUUGAAAAAUAAAUCAAAAUAAGCAGCCAAACUACAAAAAUAUCCAAUUUUAGGCCAACUAUAAUUAACAAUGCUGAACUCCUGGAGUCAACUUAACACAAACUCAAAUGGCGAAGAUGCAGACGCCAAUGACACAGAUGAGUCAACUACAAAUGAGCUGGGUCAGCUAAACUACAAGACACAGUACCAACAAUUGAAGAGGAAGCUAAAGUUUUUGAUAUUUGAAAAUGAAUUCUUCCAAGAAAAUCUCCGUCAGAACCAAGAACGCCUCUUAAAAAUCACCAGAGACAAAAAUUUCCUAAUUGAUCGUCUCUUAAAGUACGAAAAGCCCCUCGACUCAACAUCUGAUGAUGAAUCGUCGUCCGAAGAGGAACCGCCAAAACGCAAAGCUACCGAAAAGCAAAUGAAUGUCAGUGGAGGAAACAUAAAAAGGCGCAAAAUCAUGACAGUUGAUAAAUCUGAAGUCAGCUCAAAUAUUGACGAUAAGGAAGCGAUGAUUGAGAAGUUGCAGGCAAGAGAGUCUUUAGAAAGUGAAAUGAUGGCAUCGACAUUCUCGACAGUACCACAAGAGCUGUUCUCAAAUGAACCGAGUCUAGAUUCAACUUAUGGAGAAAUGUAAACAUGACAAUGUUUAAAAAGUUAAGAAUUAUUGCUAAUUAAUUUCCGGACCAGUUUUUUGGGGCACUCAAAAAAAGUUGUCUUUCGUGUGAAUCAAAGUUAAAUUUAUUCAGUUUUGCACACUUAAUUUAGCAGUUUAAAAACAAGUUAAAUUUUAGAUAUAAAUAAACAUUUCAGAUUUAAAUCAUA
This is a messenger RNA of Chironomus riparius, 975 nucleotides long. NCBI's taxonomy places the organism in Eukaryota, Metazoa, Arthropoda, Insecta, Diptera, Chironomidae. The record is from the annotation of a GenBank genome assembly.